Schistosoma guineensis is the source of this 276-nucleotide messenger RNA. NCBI's taxonomy places the organism in Eukaryota, Metazoa, Platyhelminthes, Trematoda, Strigeidida, Schistosomatidae. The record is from the annotation of a GenBank genome assembly.
AUGAUGAAUAGUCCACCUACUACUAGACUGAUUGUCGACAACAAAUCAUCAAACACCCGUAUACUUCGUCAAUAUAGCAGUAAUAAUAAUUGUACAUUUACUUUGUUAAGUGAUGAUGAGAAUGAGAAUGUAUAUCCGCAAACAAACAUUGCUACCGAUAAAUCCCUAAACUUCGGUGAUGAUGUAAACACUAGUGAUGAAGACGAACCAGAUGUGAAUUUUAAAAAAGUUGGAAGCGAACGAAGUUUGCCAUUUACGGUAGUGACUGAUAUUAAU